AUAGAUCAAUUUCAAAAAAGAUUGCUAAGAUCAAUAGACUAUUUAAAACUUUGAAUUUAUGUUCCUCACUUCUAAAGCUCUUUUCUUUUGUUUGUUCGGUUAGUAUUAGUAUUGUCCGAUCACCGCUACCUCCGCCUUACUCUGCCGGCGAGACUAUCUAUCUCUUCUCCGAUCAAACCCUAACUCAAAACCACCACCACGCCUCUCUAACCAUCACCGCCGGCAACACUCUAUUCUCCACAUUCCAAUGGCAACAACACUAGCUCUUUCACAACACACUCAUUCCCCUCUCAGAACCCUCACACUCACACUACCCUCUCAUCUCACACACUCCUUCUCCUCUCUCCCUCUCCCACAACAACCCUUCCCCUCUUCCCUCCCAGACGCAUUCUUAAUCGAUAAACUUCUCUUCCGCUUCAAACAAGGCGACCUCUCCUCCCUCCGUAACCACCUUCUCCGCUCAAACCCAUCAUCAUCAUCAACCCUAAUUCCUCAGCUUCUCCAAAAAUGCCACAAUUACCCUCUCUUACUUCCCAAUCUCAUCCAAACCAUAGCCUCCACGUCUCCAAAUCCAGUAAUCACUGCUUCAAUGGUUCACUUUCUAGUUCAAUCCAAGAACCUUCCAGAAGCUCAAUCUCUUCUCCUCAGAAUCAUCCGAAAAAGCGGCGUUUCGCGCCUCGAGGUAAUCAAUUCUCUUGUUUCGAGCUCCCAACAUAGCACCAUCGUUUUUGAUCUGUUGAUUAGAACAUAUGUCCAGGCUAGGAAAUUAAGAGAAGGUUCUGAGGCGUUUAGAAUUUUGGCUGGAAAAGGUUUAUGCGUUUCGGUGAAUGCUUGUAAUGCUCUUUUAGGUGCAGUUGUUAAGGUUGGAUGGGUUGAUUUGGCGUGGAAUGUGUAUGAGGAUUUUGUGAAGAGUGGGAAUAAGGUUAAUGUUUAUACUUUGAAUAUUAUGGUUAAUGCUUUGUGUAAAGAUGGUAGAUUGGAUAAUGUUAGAGGUUUCUUAGAUGAGAUGGAGGAAAAAGGGGUUUAUCCUGAUCUUGUAACUUAUAAUACUUUGAUUAAUGCUUAUUGUCGAAGGGGACUUGUUUCGGAAGCUUUUCGGUUGGUGGAUUCUAUGGCUUGUAAAGGGUUGAAGCCGGGACUUUUUACUUAUAAUGCAUUGAUUAAUGGUUUGUGUAAGGAGGGAAGUUAUGAGAGAGCAAAAUGUGUUUUGGAUGAGAUGUUAGGGGUUGGAUUGUGUCCCGAUGCUGCGAGUUUUAACCCGAUGUUGGUAGAGAGUUGUAGGAAGGAGGAUGUUUGUGAGGCGGAGAGGGUUUUUAAUGAAAUGUUGCGGCAUGGAGUUGUUCCUGAUUUGAUUAGCUUUAGCUCGAUUGUUGGGGUGUUUUCUAGGAAUGGGGAACUUGGUCGGGCGUUGGCGUAUUUUGAGAAGAUGAAAGGUGUUGGAUUGGUUCCUGAUACUGUUAUUUAUACUAUUCUUAUCAAUGGAUAUUGUAGGAACGGUGAUGUGACCGGGGCAUUGAAAAUGCGGAAUGAGAUGGUGGAGCGGGGUUGUGUUAUGGAUGUGGUUACAUAUAAUACUCUGUUGAAUGGAUUGUGCAGGGGGAAAAUGCUUGUUGAUGCUGAUGAGCUGUUUAAGGAGAUGGUGGAAAGGGGAGUUUUUCCUGAUUUCUACACUCUAACAACUCUAAUUCAUGGAUAUUGUAAGGACGGAAACAUGACUAAAGCACUUAGUUUGUUUGAGACUAUGACUCUGAGGAGCCUUAAGCCUGAUGUUGUGACAUAUAAUACGUUGAUGGAUGGCUUCUGCAAAAUAGGUGAAAUGGAGAAAGCGAAGGAGUUGUGGCGUGAUAUGAUAAGCAGGGAAAUAUCUCCCAACUACAUAUCGUUUAGUAUUUUGAUAAAUGGAUUUUGCACUUUAGGUCUUGUGUCUGAAGCUUUCAGGUUGUGGGAUGAAAUGAAAGAAAAAGGUAUUAAUCCCACCCUAGUAACCUGCAACACCAUAAUAAAAGGCUAUUUGCGAGCUGGCAGUGUGUCAAAGGCAAAUGACUUCUUGAACAAGAUGAUUUCAGAAGGAGUUUUGCCUGAUUGCAUCACGUAUAAUACUCUUAUAAAUGGUUUCGUAAAGGAAGAGAACUUUGAUAGAGCUUUUUUCUUGAUUAGUAACAUGGAAGAACGAGGGCUGCUGCCUGAUCUCGUGACAUACAAUGCAAUUCUUGGUGGAUUUUCUAGGCAAGGUAGAAUGCAAGAGGCUGAGAUGGUAUUACAUAAGAUGAUUGAUAAGGGUAUCAAUCCGGAUAAAUCAAUUUACACAUCACUAAUAAACGGGCAUGUCUCUAAAGACAACCUGAAAGAGGCAUUCCGUGUCCAUGAUGAAAUGCUGCAAAGGGGAUUUGUCCCAGAUGACAAAUUCUAGAAAUUUUACUGUUACAGCUGCUACGACAUUACAGCUCUUUUGGUCUAAACUGACAGGCAUUUCACAUGACAAUUGCAUGGAGUUCAUAGUUUCUGGUGUAUGAUGAAACACGUGCAGCCAUUUUGUUAGUUACAAAAACAAGUAACAAAACAUUCAUAGUCUAUUCUUUUAAGAUGAUCCAUAUGAGGUUGCUUUCCCAAUUUUGAAUUCUUGAAAUCCGAUGGUGAAUCGAAUAUCAUCUGACUCUGGUAUUGUUAGUUGAUUUACUGGUAUAUCUCACUAGUCAAGAGGGAUGCAGACUUUUUAGGAUAUAGAUUGCAGCUCGAGGUUCCUCUAGUUCUUCAUCAUUUACUCAUACCUUGCUUAGAAUUAUGUACAUGUAAGCUGUACAGGUUUUAGUUCAUGUAUAUGCACACAGAUAGCAAUUAGUUUCCUGAUUAACAAGUGAUGUGAAGUUGUAUGAUCAAUGGAUGAACAAUCCUUCUGAAGCAACCUGCAGACUUUUGCAACCUUACUUUUGGGUUACAUUAUAUUUUUCGAAUGAAAGGUUGGUUCCACUGGUUA
Messenger RNA from Lathyrus oleraceus (garden pea), 2974 nucleotides. RefSeq names its product pentatricopeptide repeat-containing protein At5g01110. The record is from RefSeq and is a predicted model, not a curated record. The transcript has a single exon. Gene Ontology annotation, molecular function: protein binding. NCBI's taxonomy places the organism in Eukaryota, Viridiplantae, Streptophyta, Magnoliopsida, Fabales, Fabaceae. The coding region runs from base 248 to 2410 and encodes 720 amino acids.